Plodia interpunctella (Indianmeal moth) is the source of this 1726-nucleotide messenger RNA. RefSeq names its product RIO kinase 2 (gene RIOK2). The coding region runs from base 106 to 1650 and encodes 514 amino acids. Gene Ontology annotation, biological process: maturation of SSU-rRNA; protein phosphorylation. Gene Ontology annotation, molecular function: protein serine/threonine kinase activity; ATP binding. The record is from RefSeq and is a predicted model, not a curated record. Gene Ontology annotation, cellular component: cytosol; preribosome, small subunit precursor; nucleus. Lineage: Eukaryota; Metazoa; Arthropoda; Insecta; Lepidoptera; Pyralidae. The transcript has 9 exons.
AUACGAUUUGUCAUUUCUUUCCUUUUACCGAAAAACGUGAUUUUUGGUUUAUUUUGUGCAUUUUAGGUUUUAAAUAAAUAUACCUGACUAUAAUUUAAAAUCAUUAUGGGCAAGUUAGAUGUUGUUAUAUUACGCUAUUUAACUAGCGAAGACUUUCGGGUGUUAACAGCGGUCGAAAUGGGUAUGAAAAACCACGAACUAGUGCCUGGAUCGCUGGUCGCCUCGAUAGCAAACUUGCGCCACGGAGGAGUUCACAAAUUGAUGAAAGAACUUUGCAAACACAGAUUGCUUACAUAUGAACGUGGCAAGCAUUAUGAUGGUUACCGGCUAACCAACAGUGGAUACGACUACCUCGCUCUGAAGGCCCUGACCAACAGGAAGGUGAUUGCUUCCUUUGGCAAUCAGAUUGGAGUUGGCAAGGAGUCCAACAUUUACACAGUGGCCGAUGAAGACAGAAACCCCCUUUGCUUAAAACUUCACAGACUGGGUCGUACCUGUUUCCGCAACAUAAAAGGCAAGCGAGACUACCAUGCGCACCGCAAUCGAGCCUCUUGGCUGUACCUGUCCAGGAUAUCGGCCACAAAGGAGUUUGCUUACAUGAAGGCUUUGUAUGACAGAGGCUUCCCGGUGCCCAAACCUAUUGACUUCAACAGGCAUUGUGUGGUUAUGGAACUUGUUCACGGAGGUCCUUUGACACAUGUAACAGCAGUGGACGAGCCAGAUGUACUCUAUGACGAGCUGAUGGAGCUUAUAGUGCGGCUGGGCAACUGCGGCGUCAUCCACGGAGACUUCAACGAGUUCAACAUCAUGAUCAAUGAGGAGGGACAUCCCAUCAUCAUUGACUUCCCGCAGAUGGUGUCCACUUCGCAUCCUAAUGCCGAGCUUUAUUUCGACCGCGACGUGCGUUGCGUGCGCGCGUUCUUCAAGAAGCGGUUCGGGUUCGAGAGCGAGACGUGCCCGAGGUUCGCCGACCUCGAGCGGGACGACGCGCUCGACACCGAGGUCGCGUGUUCCGGGUACAAGCGUGCGAGGGAACUUGACGAUGAUUUGCUGCACGAAAUGGGCAUUGGCCUUGCUGUUAGUGAAGACGAGGAAGAUCCAGAAGAUGAGCAAGAGAUAGACCACAGCAAGUACACCGAGGAGGAGCUAGCGGCGCUUAGAAAAGAGGUGGAUGAUUCAAUACAAAAUGACGAGAAAAAAAUACAGCAAAUAGCAGACAGAGCGAGAAACCUACAAAUUGAAGAUGAGCCGCCAACUCUUGUGCCAGCCAUAGACAAGACACAACAGGAUCAUAGAGACGAUACAGAGAAACACACUGAUAUAGAGGACCACAGACAAACAGAGGAACAUACAGACAGAACGAGAGAACAUGUGGACCCCACGUCACAGAAGUAUAGGCUGGCGAUGGUUGAGAAGGCUCUGUCAGAUGUACGGUCUAUGAGGACGUAUACGUCUGCUAGCACUAUAGCGCCAGAAGUCGUAAAAUCACAGGUGAAGAAAAAUCUAGAAGUCCGUCAAAAGAAGAUAGAGAGGAAGAAAGCGGUGGCCAAAGGUGAAGCAAGCGCCGUGACGCGCCUGCGACGCGACAACGCGGAGACCGUGCGCGACUGCCGCGGGCUGUGGGGCUGGGGCUGGGGCUGGGGCGACUGACCUCACUGUCUCCUAUCGCCUGUCGCCAUUGGGACAUGUUAGUGUAACAAAUAUAAUACAUCUAUAUAUAUAUUUA